Messenger RNA from Girardinichthys multiradiatus, 2358 nucleotides. It is a transcript of the gene wwox, whose product is annotated as WW domain containing oxidoreductase. NCBI's taxonomy places the organism in Eukaryota, Metazoa, Chordata, Actinopteri, Cyprinodontiformes, Goodeidae. The record is from RefSeq and is a predicted model, not a curated record. The coding region runs from base 142 to 1380 and encodes 412 amino acids. The transcript is spliced from 9 exons. Gene Ontology annotation, molecular function: protein binding.
GGCACUUCGGCUGUCGUCACUGUGUUGUUGCGGAAGUGCCGGUAAACGUUUUUCUGACAGCGUUUUUAAUCUCCCAGAGCAGAUAUCUUUGUGUCUGUUGGUGUGCUUGUAACUGCACCGUUUCCGUGGGGACCUUGAGCAAUGGCAGCUCUGAAAUAUGCUGGCAUGGACGACACCGACAGUGAGGAUGAGUUACCUCCUGGAUGGGAGGAGAGAUCUACGAAAGAUGGUUGGGUUUACUACGCAAACCAUGAGGAAAUGAAGACACAGUGGGAACAUCCCAAAACUGGAAAGAAAAAACGCUGUGCUGGAGAUUUACCAUAUGGUUGGGAACAGGAGACUGAUGAAAAAGGACGGGUGAUUUUUGUUGAUCACAUUAACAAGCGGACCACCUAUUUUGACCCACGCCAGGCGUUUACCGUGGAAGAUGUGAUGGUGAAGCCAAAGCGGUAUGAUGGAAACACUGCUGCUCUAGAAAUUCUUCAAGGUCGUGACCUCUCUGACAAAGUUGUCCUUGUCACUGGAGGCAACUCUGGUAUUGGCUUCGAGACGGCCAGGUCUUUUGCUCUUCACGGGGCCCAUGUGAUCCUGGCAUGUCGAAACCUGUCCCGGGCCAGCAAGGCAGUUAGCCUCAUAGAGCAGGAAUGGCACAAAGCAAGAGUAGAAGCCAUGAUAUGUGACCUAGCUUCUUUCCGCAGCAUCAGGGAGUUUGCAGAGUCUUUCAAGGCCAAGAAGCUACCCUUGCACAUUCUAGUGUGCAAUGCUGCUGUGUGCAGUCAGCCCUGGAGUCUGACAGAAGACGGUCUUGAGUCCACCUUCCAGAUUUGCCAUCUUGGUCACUUCCUCCUUGUGCAGUGUCUUCAGGACGUCCUGCGUCGUUCAGCUCCUGCCAGGGUUGUAGUUGUGUCCUCAGAGUCCCACAGGUUCACGGACCUGUUAGACUCAUGUGGAAAGGUGGAUCUGGCCUUGCUCUCUCCACCGAAGAAGGAGUACUGGUCCAUGCUGGCCUACAACCGCGCCAAACUCUGCAACAUCCUCUUCAGCAACGAGCUUCACCGGCGUCUUUCGCCUUAUGGUGUCACUUCCAACGCAGUGCAUCCUGGGAACAUGAUGUACACCUCCAUUCAUAAGAGCUGGUGGCUGAUGACCUUUUUGUUUACUCUGGCCAGACCAUUCACCAAGUCUAUGCAACAAGGUGCUGCCACCACGGUAUACUGCGCAGUGGCCCCAGAGCUGGAGGGUUUAGGCGGCAUGUACUUCAACAACUGCUUCCGCUGCCAGCCGUCCGCCCAGGCCCAGGAUCACAGCAGCGCUGCCAGCCUGUGGGAGCUGAGUGAGCGCCUGGUUGCAGAGCGAUCAGUCGGGAUUCAGUCCCUCUAACAGACUGAAAUCCAGGAUGGUGUGGGGAAGAAGUUAAAGAGGAAGCGGUUGAGGUUGAUUUGGGGGUGAACUUAAUAAAAGAUUUUCACUACAGUACACAAAAACAGCCAAAUGACUGAGGUCUGCGUGGAUGUGUCACUUCACUGUGGGACUAAAACAUACAGUGACAGUAGGGAGGAUGUUUAAUUAACAGCUUACGUUUAGUUGCUUAACUCUCUUUUGUUACUUUACAGUAGAAAAUAGAGAACUUGGAAAGAAUAGUUUAUUUCUUUUUGCUUAUAACCCUCUGACCGCACAAAGUUUAUGAGUAACCAUACACUCGGAUUGCAGCUAUGGCGUGCUAUAUAAGUAAAAUUGACUUCCAAAUUAUUGUCUCUUUUCAGUGUCAUUUUGGCUACUUUUGUGCAGACUUUUCUGCUGAGAUGUGAAGUUGAACUGUUCGAGUUAAAGAAAUAAAAAGUACUGAGCAUAGAACCCUCACGAAUAUAUAAACACGCUAGAGGUAUGUGUCUUAUGACUAUUUACAUUAUUCUGCAAUAAUGUAUCUUUAUCAGUGUCCCUACUUGUUAUCUGUACAUUAUUUACAUCCACCUGAUUUGUAGGGGGCAUCCUAAUUUUCUUCUUGCUAUGAUCAAACUAGAGUUUACUAAAUCUGAAUUACAAUUUGGAGAUUUAUGGAAUGAUAUUUCACCAUUAUGUAAGAGUCCUAUUUACAAACACCAGGUUCUUUCAUUUUCUCUGUGUCUUCUCUUGCUGUCUGUUGUUUUGUUUUGAAAUUGUAAUCUUUAGUAUUGAGCCUCUUUAUUUGGGUUGGGUUGUCCUGAAGCCGCUGGGUGGGCGGGUUGCUUUUGAGACAUUGUGCUUCAUGGCAGUCCGGGUGCCGUAGGUUGUUCAAGAAACAGCAUUCCAGUGUCAUAAUAUCUGUAAUAAAAAAAAAAAGAAAGGGAAAAAAUAAACAUUUGAAAACAUUCAAUAAGA